Colletotrichum godetiae is the source of this 985-nucleotide messenger RNA. RefSeq lists its product as uncharacterized. The transcript has a single exon. The record is from RefSeq and is a predicted model, not a curated record. NCBI's taxonomy places the organism in Eukaryota, Fungi, Ascomycota, Sordariomycetes, Glomerellales, Glomerellaceae. The coding region runs from base 258 to 824 and encodes 188 amino acids.
GGCAAAACUACAAAAGACUACCACCACUUCAAAGACGCCAACAUAUCCAAGUUUAUUACUCCACAGAGCCAUUGGCACGCAUCAUCAACACCAACUUACACCAGCUCAAUUUCCGCCCAGCUCUCACGAUAGAGCAAGGUAAGUCAACAACCUCAUCGCCAACCACCACCAUCUGCAACUCCACCUCUCCCUCCCCCUUCUCCCCCCGCCAAACCAUCGUGGGUCCAGAUUAGACCUCAGUGACGGAGUAUCUCACAAUGUGUCUUGCAGAAAACAUCUACCACAUAGCCUGCGGCUGCUGGCAAGGCCACCGCAUACGCCACCCCUGUCCAAGAAAGCCUCACCCUCACCCUCGCCAUCCCAACAGCUGCCCAGAUCUCUCCUGCUCAGGCGUCUUCCGCCAACCAGGCAAAUGUCUCGCCUGCCGGCGCCGCGAAGCCCAGCACCGGAACCUAUUCCCGCUCCCACUUCCACCUCCAACGCCACCGCCCUCGCCUCCGCCGCACCCUCGCACUACAACUCUCGAUCAAGGUAACAGAGGUGCCGACGAGGACGAGGAUGAAGAAAAGAACCGGCAGGGCAAAUUCGCGCUCCUGGCCGAAGUCCUCUGCCGGGCCGUCGACGCCCGCGCCGAGCGGGACGGGUCUGCUUCGCGUUCUCGGUCUCGAUCUGGGUGUGGGAUCAAUACGGCGAGUAGAUCACGUUUCCCAGAUGACAGUAGUGAUGAUGUGACGCCGCUGGACACUGCUGACGGUAAGACUUUGUUCAUCAAGGCUUCGGAACAGACUUUCGAGACGCAGAGUACCGCGUGGCACCAGAAUUGAAGGUAGUCAAGAUCGCAAUGUGCAGCCGAUUGUCCCCGAGAAAGAACGUGUCGGAAGGAAACACGUCCCUCCUCGCCUCCCUAGGGAGCCGACCUGUUCUCUGAACGAGGGAGAAACUUCGGCCUUACUACAUACAAAAGCUCCAGCGUACGGUAGGUGAG